Labrus mixtus (cuckoo wrasse) is the source of this 5326-nucleotide messenger RNA. It is a transcript of the gene ankle1, whose product is annotated as ankyrin repeat and LEM domain containing 1. Lineage: Eukaryota; Metazoa; Chordata; Actinopteri; Labriformes; Labridae. The coding region runs from base 380 to 3931 and encodes 1183 amino acids. The transcript has 9 exons. The record is from RefSeq and is a predicted model, not a curated record. Gene Ontology annotation, molecular function: endonuclease activity; protein binding.
UGGUUGGAAUGAAAGCUUUGUCUAAUCAGAAACAUGUGUGGGCGGGACUUCCGCCUGCCAGCAAGUGAGGGGGAUGGUUUGUCUGUUUGGAGGGAAAUUCAAUAAUAUGCGUCUGCUGGUCCUUAACAACGAAGGUAGUGAAGAUUAAAAAACUGCUCGUUGGAAACUAAGAGUAAUACACAUUGACUGUUGUGUGGUUUGUAUAAACGAGGUAGACGUGUUGGUCUCUGAAAGGCAGCGUCUUAGUCGCUAUUAGCUUAGCUAGCUGGUAUCUGUUUACUGUUUCAUGUUACAAGGAUUCAUGCACAGGUCUCGACUAUGGGUUGAUUCCAAAAAUCUGUCUGAAUGACAAAAGUGGAUUAAUAAAAUAACUCUGGACAUGGAUCGGAGGGCAAGGAGGCUCGAAGGUCAACUUUGUAAAGCAGUGAAGGAUGAAGAACCAAGAUGUGUGCAGCUGCUUCUGUCAGAGGGUGCGUGUCCUCACCUGGUGGGAAGUAAAGGUGUGGCUGCAAUACACCUGGCUGUUGGAAAAGAGACUGAGAAGAACAUACGCUGCUUGAAAAUGCUGCUGCAGUAUGGAGGAGACCCCAACGUCAGGUCAUCAGAGGGACUGACUCCUCUACACAUUGCUGCGCUGUGGGGGUGUUAUCAAAACCUCAAGCUGCUCUUGAUAAAUGGAGGGAACCCAAACAGCAAAGAUAAUGACGGUAAUACACCAGGGCAGCUUGCAGAGCAGCAGGAGAAUAGAAGAUGUGCCCAGCUUCUUCAGGAGCAUCAGGUCAGCUCAGUGGACACGGAGGACGACGACCUGCCUCAGUUCCAGUACUCCGUGUACUCAGACCAGAAAGACACGUCCAGCUACCCUGAAUCAGACUACAGCUUCAGUUCCCACUCUUCUAUGAUAAGUGACUUUGGUGAAGCCCCAUUGAGCAGCACCAGGCGCUCAUCAUUUUUCAACAUGUCUCACAUUAAUGGGAGGCCGAGUUACAGAGGACCAUCAUACAACAGACUUUCUGAAACAGACUUUAAGAGGAAUCACGGCCAGGACUGGAACAAUUCCUCCUCACAAUGGGCAUCUGAAUGUCCCUCUAUUCUUUCAAGCACCCGCAUGUCUGCAGUGGGGCCUGCAGCUGCAUUGCAAGUCCUUAAAGAGGAUGACGUAUUGAGUUACGACGAUGGGUUCACAUCAAAAGCAAAAGAACAUGCUGCAACAACUGAUAGCACAAUCUCUCCCUCCAGAAGAGACACUCUCCCAGCGUUUCCCUCCAGGCGAGUGAGCCGUAAGAGUGUUAGCUUCAGAGAUGUGGACGAGUAUUUCCCUGUUUUCAGUCCUGAAUUCCCCAAACAGAAGCCUGCUGUUGACGACGGCCAGUGCGGCGGGAACUUGCCUUUUGACCUGUCUGAAUACUCUGACUUCCUGGAUUCAGAGCGCAUGGCCACUGUUCUACAGAAGCAGGGCAUCGACGUGACAUCCCCGGAUCACGUUUAUGUUUUCUGCAGGGAAAGCAGCGAAAGCACGGAGGAAAACAUGGAGAAAACGGUCAUCAGUCACUGUGUUUUGGAGGAAAGUGGUGAUGAGGAGGAGUGUGACCGUUUGAAAGAGGCUCAGGCGAAUAUACCAGAACAGCCAGCUUCUGAUGGUAAUGGCAGCGGCAGCAGUGGUAGCAGUCAUUAUAGCAGCUGUGAGAGUGACCAUUACACCAGUGCCCUGGAAGCUUCUCUUCACCCCAAACAUCUUGUAUAUCCCAGGGUAGAGGACGUUUCUGUUGGUGUUGCAUCUAACGAAAGACUUCAGAAUCCUACACAGUUUUCAGAAAGUGGAGGUGGGAAUCAUCCACAUGUUCAUACAGAUCCUAAGAUGGAUAUAAUACCAGAAACUACAGGUAUGGAGGGAAAUCUGCUUCUGUCGGGAUCGAAACACCAAAAUGAUGAUGUAUAUGAGGCGUGUAGUGAUUUUGUCAGGAACCCCUUAAGUGAAGUUGGUGAUGACCAGCCAGUGGCAGAGAAUGCAGCUGACGCGUUACGUGAAGACUUCAAUCUUCCGUUCACACCGAGUCCUUUUGUGACAGGCCGGACUCGCUCGAGGUUGAGUCGCUGCUCGCUGAGAACAAGCAGAACUCCAGCGAGCCUCCUCUCCACUUCAUCUCUGUUUGAAGAGACCCUUCCUACACCGGUUCGUACACGCCGCCAGACGCCUAGGUCUCCGAGCAGAGAAGAAUUUUACCAUUCACCACAUGCACCUUGUUAUACACCGUCCUACUCAGGGAGCAGCAUGGGAGGCAACUCCUUUCCUACUGAUUCCCAGGAUACACAGUCCAGCACCCUCAGAGCUGGUUCAAGUGUUAGUCAUAGCCAAGCUGACACCCUCAUCCUCCCCAAGAGCGUCACUAACUCUACGUCUCAGUCGCAGACUUUGUCGGACACUGUCGUUCUGGAGAAAGACCAGAACUCUUCGAUGGACGCUUAUGAAAGAAACCUUGCAGAGAUUAUUCUGGCCAUGCAAGGCCAGGAUCUUGCAGAGGGCGGGGAAUUCCUGACAGAUGAUCUGACAAGUACGGAUGAAGCAAUAACAAAGGUAAACACAAAUAAAGCUUCUCUUGGGGACAAAGAAGGUAACCCAAAAUAUGACGAUGCCUGGAUCACAGAGGAGUGUAGCUCUCAACCCGACUCUGUGUCAUCUUCAUCCAGCUCCAGCUAUUUUUCCCCAAGGAGGUCCAGAGAAGACUCCGACCUUCCCUGCACUCCAGGCACUGGAUGCACCCCGAGGUACAGCAUGAGCCGGCUGUCAAGCUGCCGCAGGCCACAGCACCUGGCAAAACUCUCUUACACUCCCGGGGGGCGACCUCUUAUUCAGGACAUUGAGGAACCAGUGGAGUAUCUCUACACUGAUACAGAAGAGGGCCACAAGCUGAUCGAGACCCACGUCCCACCUACAGCAGACACCUCCCUCAGCUCCAGCAUGAGCACGGCGGCCACCAGCAGCAGCAGCAGCAGCGAGGAGACCAUCAUUUACGAUUGGCGAUCUAUGCACUCCGACAUGAUGGAGGACAGAGGGAAGGAGAACGAGAAGCCUCCUAGGGAGACACAGGAAGAGGGGAAGGAAGAGGAGAGAGUGAUGCCAGACACCAGAGGGAUGACUGACAAGGAGCUGAGGUCACGACUGUUGGAGCUCGGGGAGAGCCCGGGCCCUAUCAGCAGCCGGACCAGGCCCGGUUACAUGAAAAGACUGUGCCGCCUGCUGCAGGAGUCAAACUCCAAAUCACGACAUCAGCAGAAGCAGAUAGAUCAGCCACAAACAGAUUUGGGUUACAGUCCAGAGCUGUGCCGGGCGCUGAGGACCUUCGAGCUGCCUUGUUGCCACGCGGACGAGCAGGCUCUGUGCCAGCAGUUUGACCAACCAGAUCAGAACAGGAAGUGGAGAGAAGGCAUCAUCAAGUCAAGUUUUAACUACCUGCUGCUAGACCCAAGAGUGACAAAAAACCUCCCAUUCCGCAGUCACACGACGACCCCGCACGAGUGUUUCCAGACAUUUAUCAAUGCUAUAUUUUAUGUGGGGAAAGGAAAACGCUCCCGCCCCUACAGCCACCUGUACGAGGCUUUAGAGUAUUACAAAGGAGACAAGACCUCCAAGAAAUUGUGCACCAAGGUGCAGCACAUCCUCCAAGUGUGGGGCGCCGAGCAGGGCGUCAUCUCUCUGCACUGUUUCCAGAACGUCAUCCCUGUGGAGGCGUACACAAGAGAGGCCUGCAUGGUGGAGGCCAUUGGGUUGAAGAUGCUGACCAAUAAGAAGCGGGGGGACUUUUACGGCGUGGUGUCCAACUGGCAGGUGAAGAGGAAACGGGAGCUUGGCGUCCACCUGCUGUACAGAGCCAUGCAGAUCUUCCUGGCUGAGGGUGAGAGACAGCUCAGACCAGCUGACAUCAGACAGUAGAGACCCCUAGUGGAGGGGUUUAUGAACAGCAACCUAGCACUUAAAGGGAAUACCACUAUUUGAGUAUGCAAGGUAAUCCUUCUUUGAACGUAUUUGUGCUCCUAUGACCUUUAGAAACAUCAAGAUCCGGCGAGCUUACACACAGCUUUGAUUUCUCUCUCUGCCAUUGAACCGGAACCUCUCUGUCCUUCAUAGAUACACGCUGAAUCAGUUAAUGAAUCUUUCCAAUGGCCUUUACCAUCAUUUACUUGCUUCCUUUUUUUAGAUUCAGCCUUUUAAGAAUGUGCAACAAUAUAAUUUUUAAGUACAAAAAGAAGGGUCAACAUGAUUAAAAUUUUUAAAUCAUAACUGUGAGACAACAGCUCUUCCGUAAGUCAAACCAAAAAUAGUACAUGUAAAAUAAUCUACAACCCAGUUCAAAUGAGUCAUCAUUUUCUAAAAGGAGCUUGAAGGGUGGUAAUAACAAAGAAAACCUGUUAGUCUUUUUUCUAGUGUUAAAAAAUGGUAUUACUAGUACAUAGCAUGAUUAUUGGUACAGAUAAAUCAUCGAUUAAGUCUGUAGUUUAAGAAACUGAAAUGUGUUAGUGUGUGAUUUUAUUUGUUUCCAUAGUCUGAUGGGUCAGGGUUAGGGAUUUAUAAAUGAAGGAUGCCUGUGAGUGUUGGUAGAUUAACCAUUAACAAUGUUAGACCAGGAAACAUUUCAGUCUCCGGACCAGUUUGUGUUUUAAGCUAAUACUCGUAAAUAAAUAAUCAUCAUUGUUUUAUUAAUCAGCAAAGUCGGUCUAACCUGACCUUCAUGGAGAAACAAAACCUGUCACCUGCUUCUUAAAAAAAAUAACCUCUCUCUCAUGUCUCAUGGUGUAAAUGUAAUUAUUUAGGGCAGUGAGCUUGAAAACCAUUCAUUAUGUCCUCGGAGGUGAAACACAUGAUCCAUCACAUGGAAGCUGCAUAUAUUCUUUAUUUCACACAAGAAGCAUUAACAAACAAUCUGAAUCAAAGUUUUGUAUUUUAAAAAUGUAUUUUUAUACGUCCAGAUUCUCAGGUUGAUCAAAAACUAACUUACUAUAAAUGAGUUCAUCAUACAGGGAGUACAACACUGGAUGUGUUAAGUUUCUAAAAUGAGUGCACUCCAUCAUUGGCGUGAUGAUAAGGCCUUUGAUUUUUUCAGGUAUGAUUGUUUUUGAAAUAAAACCCUGCCAUUGUGAUUUUUUUUCUUGAUUGUCUUAAAAUCCAUCAGUCCCAUGUCUGUGUAUGAUACUUCUUAUCUUUUUAUACAUACAAGUUUACAUUUAUUUUUCCAUUGUGGUCAUAAACCUUCGUUGUGACUGCUGUGUUGUUUUGCCUCUUUACUUUGCUUUCAUGUAAAUGUAGUAAAAUACAAAAUGACAAAGCUGA